Molecule: messenger RNA, 2004 nt
Organism: Calliphora vicina (urban bluebottle blowfly)
Lineage: Eukaryota; Metazoa; Arthropoda; Insecta; Diptera; Calliphoridae
Product: glutactin
Exons: 4
Coding region: 1-2004 (667 amino acids)
Molecular function (GO): serine hydrolase activity
Source: RefSeq, a predicted model, not a curated record
AUGUUGAAAAUUAGGGUUUUAUACUUCAUUUUAUUGAUCCUGGUGAUCUUUAGUUUGUGCGCAGAUGCUCAAAGACAGCAAAACAAAUGGAAACGUGGUUCUCAAAAAGCCCAACAACAACAAUUAAAUAAACCACAAAAUAAUAAACAAAAGGGAAACAAAGUUACUAAAAUUCCUAUUAAAGUCAAUAAGAAUAGACAAGAGAAACCGUUAAAGAAAAUCAAAGAUGAUGCUACUCAAUUAAUACCGGGAUUGGGAUCGGUGAAAGGACGUACUUUUAAAUCAGAAUGGAGUGGUAAAACUAUUUUGCAGUUCUUGGAUAUUCCCUAUGCCAAGGCUCCCUCCGGCUCAUUGAGAUUUAAGGCACCUGUGCCUGUUGCUCCCUGGACUAGUGUAUUAAAUGCGGAUAAACCCCAUCAUGGGUGUCCCUCCCUGCAGGAUUUGUACGGUUUUGAAACGUUAAAUUCGAAAAAUAUAAAUGUUGAAGAUUGUUUAAGAUUGACCGUAAAUACGAAAUCCGUUAAUGGCAAUGCUCCCGUUAUGGUUUAUGUUCAUGGUGAUUUCUUAUAUGAUGGUAGUAGCAUAGAAGCUGCCCCAGGUUAUCUUUUGGAAGAAGACGUUGUUUUGGUUUCUGUACGCUAUCGCUUGGGUCCUUUCGGCUUUUUGUCAACUAUGUCAGAGGAUAUUUCUGGAAAUGCUGGAGUUAAAGAUGUUAUAUUAGCAUUGCAGUGGAUACAAGAUCAUAUUACGACAUUUGGCGGUGAUCCCACGCGUGUCACAUUGUUUGGACAAGUUGCUGGUGCAGCUCUAAUCAAUGUUUUAACCAUGAGUCCAGUCGUACCGGAAGGUCUUUUCCACCGUGUAAUUUAUCAUUCGGCCUCCGCGUUAUCUCCAGCUUUUGUUACCGAUAAUCCCUUGCCAUCAGCUAGGGAUAUUGGUAAAAUUGCAGGCUGCACAAAUGUCAACAAAGUUAAUUCAUUGAAUAAAUGUUUGCGCAAAUUGAAUGCUACUGAAUUGUUGGAGGCCUUUAAUACACACAGUUCUUCCAAAUCAACUCAAGAAGUGGGUUCAUUUGGUGCUGUACAAUUUGUUGUCGGUGGUCCUUCUGGCAUUUUGCCUCAAUUCCCCGCUAAAAUACUAACAUCUGGAAAUUUCAAAGCCUAUCCCACAAUGGGUGGUAGUGUUAAGAAUGGUGGCACUUUUAUAUUAAGAGAUAUUUAUACAGAUAAUUUCAACGAAACUAUUGUCGAUGAUACUAUGAAUGGCAUGGAUUACAUAAAUCUCAUUAUAUCACAAACCAAUGGAGCUGAUCCCACUGACGCUUGGAAGAAAUAUGCCAAAGAAGAAGUAUUUACUCCAGAAAUAAUAAAAAAUGGUACUUUCCACGCCAUGACUCCUGGUUUAAUUGAUCUGUGCAGUACUAUUGCCUUUAAAAAUCCAGUUUUAUUGGCCCUGCAAGGUAACGCACAAAAAUUACCCAACAGUACUUAUCUAUACUCGUUUGACUAUGAUGGCGAAUUAAAUCGUUAUACAUCGUCUGAGAAUGCUGAUAACGAUAUGAAUGAGAUGCCGUUCGAAUUAGGCGUAUCCCUAACCGACGACAACCUUUACUUGUUCCCUUGGCCUCGAUAUCUCUUACUCAACUCGAAUCGCGACAUUAAGAUCGCUAAACGCAUGGUAGCAUUUUGGACUUCCUUUGCUGCCACUGGUAAGCCAUCUGCUCCCAAUGUCCCAGAAUGGCCUGCAAUGAACGAUGAAACCGGACCAUAUAUAAAAAUUGGCAGAACCGUAUCGAUUGGUGAAAACUAUAUCGAUGAGUACACAGCGGCCGUUAAGGAAACUGAAAAUGGUUUUAAUUUGAUCAACGAGGAAUUCUUUGAGAGUUUAGUCGAUAUCUACGAAAACAAUAAUGAAGAUGAUAAAGACACUGUUGAUGUUGAAACUGGAAAUGAAGAGGCACGUGGAAAUAUUGUAUUGAUAGCCAAAAGAACUAAGAAAAAUUAA